Mirounga angustirostris (Northern elephant seal) is the source of this 14861-nucleotide messenger RNA. RefSeq lists its product as uncharacterized. The transcript has 4 exons. The coding region runs from base 1 to 636 and encodes 211 amino acids. The record is from RefSeq and is a predicted model, not a curated record. NCBI's taxonomy places the organism in Eukaryota, Metazoa, Chordata, Mammalia, Carnivora, Phocidae.
AUGAUGAUGGCAACAACUGCUCAUGGCCCUGUUUCAAGCUAUAUGGUUCACACUAAUAUACUGAGUUCUUGCCAUGAGCUCAGCAGGACUUUGCUUGUGAACAGUAACCCGAGCAGUUGGCCAACUGGAGCCUGCUGGAGCCCAGAUAUGCACGUGAGAGAGGAUACCAGAGCAGGCACUGCCCUGCAUUGGCGACCACAACCCCCUGGAAGGAAGCUCUUUAACAGGCAUUCAGCACUUCUGAAUUUGCUACAGUAUCAAAUGGAUUUAAAGGACAAAGAUAGUCCUUUGAAAAUGAAGCGAUGGUGGAAGGAAGGUUCAGUUGCCAAAACCUGUGAAAGGAGCAACUGGGAGGAGAGGUGGGAGGGAAGGCGCCGGGACCAGGUGGUGAUGGAGGGAUCCUUCUGUGCUGCUGGCCACCAGGAAGGACUGCCCCCCAGCUUUCCUAAGGAAGUACACAUGGAGAACAGACAGGAGUUUUGCAAGACAUUUCCAGAGGGUUCCCGGAGUACCGUCUCCUUCUUCCAGCACAGCCUGAACCUCUCUGAGCUGCUGAUGCAGAAAGACCAUGAAUUUUACAGGAGCGAACUGCAUGCACAUUAUCAAGUCUUUCAUACAACACCCACUCAAAUGUGAAAAACGCCCUCCAGAACAGCCAUGCCAUUUCAGGGCGGUCCUGAAGAUACCUGACAAAAUCCACUCGGAUUUGGGAAGAUCCUAAGAAUGCCUGGGCCCCAUCACUUGCCUCAUUUCAGGAUAAAAGGGCAUAGGACUCCUGUUCUCCAGCUAGGUAUGAGAAUAUGAGGACUCCUUACCUUUGGCCACUGGGCGUCACGGAGGCUACCCAGGCAGGCCUCUAUCUCUGUCCGUCCCAUGAGACCUUUCUCUACCAGCUCCCGGAGCAAGAAGAGCAGCAGGUCCCACUGCAACACACACGGAGGUGGUCAGGGUGGCUAGGACCGUACAGCGACCCUGGCUGAUCCAAAGGACAGCAAACUGCCGCAGAGGCUGCCUGGAGCCCCGCUAGCGUGUCAAAAGAAACUGAGCAUGGCUGCCAGAAAGGGGGAGUAAAGGAACCCCGCCCAUGGCGGUGGGAUAAGCACAGGACUGCGGAGGCUAAGGAGCCUGACUGCCCCCGGCUCACCUCUCUUGGCCGAGUGUCCGCCAGAAGCCCCACGUUCCUUGGGCUCAGCAGCAGCUGCAGCGGAACCGGCACCCGAAAGUCGUCCUUCCACAAGGAGAGCAGCACGUGCAGGAGCCUUCGAGCCUGCCCCCUCUCUAGCCUGCGUGGGGCCGGGGGCCCAAGGACAGGGAUGUGGUCUGCCACUAUGGGAAGAGAAGAAAGCCCAGCUUUAAGAGACAGAGGUAGGGUCCCCUAGCUGGCCCCUGGGAGGAAAAAGGGAACAAAGCUCUGUGUAUCAAAUCUUGCUUGUACCCGGCCCUGCGAUCUGGGGGAUCUGGCAAGAGCGUGAUGUCAUGAAAAGGAGCCAUACCAAGGAGGGAUGCUAAGUCCACAGAGCAUUUCGCCAGAUGCUGCUCCGCAGGUGGGCACAGGAACUGUGGGGAAGAGACAGGGGGACCCUGGGCAUCAGUACCGUCCUUAGAGCAGUGGCCCCGAGCCGCUGCAGCUCCAGUUCGUGGGCACCGGAAAAGGACCCCCAGCGGAGCAUCCCACUGCGGCUCACCUGGCGGCACUGCAGUGUCUGGCCCAGCUGGCCCAGGAGCUGCUCCAGAUGGUCCGGAGAGACUCCCUCCUCGGGGUCCCGGGGGCCCACAGCCAAAGACAGCACAUCCUGGAGGCAGUAGGGGUGGAAGCAGAGUGAGACUGCAUACCUGGCUGGCACCUAGGAGGCCACAGAGAACGUGGCCUGGGGCAGGGAUCAGCCAGUGGAAAGAGGCAGAAGGAAAAGGAAGACAGGGCCCCUGGAUGAAGUGGCGGGUUCAAGGUGCCUUAGACCUGGGGCUCGGGCAGACCGCACAGCUGGGAGAAGCAACCAUGUGGACGCCAGCUGAGGAACAACAUGCUGCCUGAGAGCUCAAGAUGUCCCUCGUCCUGGGACAAAGGCGAUCCUAGCCAAUUCCCAGACAGCGCCUUACUCUGAAAACACUUAGGGGAGCCGUCCUGCUCCAUACACGGUAGAUUUUCUCUCGCGCGCGCUUCUCUGUUCAUCUUCUUGGGAGAGUCCGGCUUCAGCAGGGAAAACCAGUAGCUACUGGCCACUUAGCCUUCUCUUCUCCCUCGUGGAUACUCUCCCUCUUCAGUCAUUCCUCCUUAGCCCUAGUCCUAAUCUUUAGCCCCACCCAGCAGCAAAGAGUUGAGGCUCUGCAGGCCAUGACGUCUCUGCCCCAACUACUCCACUCCGCUGCUGCAGCACAGGAAGGCCCUAGACGGUUCAGAAGUGAACAAGUGUGGCGUGUGGCUCUACACUAACCAGCGGCAGGCUGCACUGGGCCCCUGGGCUGUUUGCUGACCCCUACUCUAGACAGGCUCUCAAUUUUUCAGAUCAAGAGCAAUGGUAGUUUAUUCUUACCGUCUGUAACUAAAUAAGCAUCACCUCCCAGAGGAGAACGUUUCUGAAAUCCGAUCCCAAAAGCAGGUGACUGCUUAGAGACUUUCCUACCUGUUAACACCAGACAGCCCCUCGUGACCAGGCUCCCGUCGCCAAUAUGCAGCCCCUCCCAAACUUGCCCAUCUGCCCUCUUCCCCUUUUGGGUGACUCAGGUACCAGAAGUCCGAGAAGAGCAAUGAGGAAAACCAUUCAGUUCAGCUCUGCCCCACCGAACCCCAUUCAGUCAUGACGGACACCGGACUAGCUGCACAACACAGAAAGCGGCUACAUGAAACACUGCGGCGGACGCAAGGAAGGAGGGAGACCAGGAAAAGAGCAGGGAGAGGGCAGAGGGGAGGGGCGCAGGGAGGAGGGGAGCUGUGUACUUUGAUCUCGGAGAUGAGGUGGGAGGGGAGGGGAGCAUGGUGCUCACAGGCUCGGGAGCAGCCCCUCCGCUCCCCCCGGGCAGCUGCUUCGGGACCCUGGGCUCGAAGUGUGCGACUCACUGCCGCCUUCACCUCUCUCCUGAUCAGCGCUGCAGGUCAAAGGGAGAACAGAAAAGGGGUCACACCACAUCAACCCAUGCCCUGCACCCUUUCCAGCUGCCUGGUGUUCCAUCUACCCCAAGGGCCUCGCACUUUCUGCCAGUCCACCUUGGAACAACCCGGCCAGCCCUCCCCGGGGCCCGAACCUUACCUGUGAUGUUGGCUGACAACCAAGCACAGGCUUUCUCUGUUGCAAGCCCCACAGCAAUGUUCUCUGCGCUGCUUAGAACCUGUGACCCAGAAGAACUGCAGUGUCAGGGGCCCGGGGAGGCUUGGGGAUGACAUGAACAUGUGAGGCGCACCCAAUGCCGGGACCAAGCCAUGGGCCUGCCUGUCACCAGCAGCCUCACGCACACCCUCGCGCACGUACGGCCCACGGCGCACCUCUCUCACACCAGACACUAGUCUGCAGGCUCUUGGCCUCCUCCCUACUUACAGCUGCCGGGGUCUCCUCGGGAAGCAGCGCCCGUACGGCCCCAGGGCUCUUCUUCUGACAGAACCUGAAAGGAGACAGAGGCUGUCAGUGAUGGCUAGAGAUUUCAGCCUGGCUCACAGAAGGAAAGGCCAAGCGUACCCAUCACCUGAGCUAGGAGGGCUCUGCCCUGGGGAGGUGUUGGGGGGGUGGGGGGGAGGAAGAGAAGCACUGUCAGCCCUGGGCCCACCCCUGAUCCCCGAUGCUGGGAGGAAUGGGACCCCCAACCCCCCACUCUUCCAAUUCAACUUCGGACUUUGGGACCGAAAGCCCAAGAUAUGAGCCUACAGAGGAAGCAAAAGAACAAGAGGGGUUUGGCGAGCACAUGGAAUAAAGGAGAGGAGUGUGAAAAAAUCAGAAAAAGAAAAGCUGAGAGUGGGGACGAGGGUCUCUUACUCCCGCCCCCGGGUCAAUGCCUGGGCCCCAUGGGGGCACAGCUGGGAACACAAGAUCUCCAACAGCUGGGCUGGAUCUCCCCCGUCCUGUCCCUGUGUCACCAGUUGCUCUUGAAGAAGCGACUCUGCCUGGCGCACCAGAUCUGCCACCAGUGUGGCCCUGUAGCAGGGACAGAAAGGCUUGGAGGUAACUGAGGGGGCUGAAUCCGAAAGGGGCUACAAAUCUGGUCAGAACUAACUUCAAAGAACUUUAGCAGUUUGAGCCUCCCCACCACAUCCUUCCCCUCAAGCUAACUUGCCUCAGCCUGGCAACACCACGUUAGGAGAUUUCAAGGGGGAAAAUAUAAGGGAACGGGGCCUGGCACCCUCCACAUCUGCCUUCCCGACCCUCUGAACCCACGCUCACUUGAUGUGUUUGACGCAGUUAGAGCCAAUUCUCUCCGCCACAAACUCCACAGUCCUGCGCAGGGAAGGCGGCUGGUUGUGGAAAAAGGCUUGGGCCAGCUGUGCCUGUCGGGGCGGGGGAGGCGGGCAACAGUGUGUGAAGAGUUCCCUUUCUCUUCCCUGCCGGGCGCCCCCUGCCUCCACCGGCCCCUUACCUGCAGCCCCUGGGCAGUCCGGGGAGGCUGGGCUCCAAGGCCAGUGGUGGUGGUGGUGGGAGUGAUCUUCCUCACAAAGCCCCCACUCCGCCCACUGCUGCCCGACACCCAUGACGCCAGCAGCUUCCGGAGCUCUCCUGCAGCAGGGAAGCCCAACUACUUAGCUCCAGAGCCACCCCUACCCUCCCAGGCCUCUUGGACUUUAAGUAUUUGUGGAGUAAAGAUGCUGAAGCACCCGGGGAACGCCUAAGAAGAGAAGAGCGUAUUAGGGUGUCGGGCCUACGGGAUGCCUGCUGGGUACUCAUCAAGGGGCAGACCGAGGACCCUGGGCGGCGGAGGACCAGUGUCCUCACCAAUAUAGGGGCAGCAGGUGUAGAGCAGGUGCUGGUCCACCACAGGCAUGCCAUCCUGCGGGAGAGAAGAGAGCAGAGCUAAGUAGGCAGGUUUCUCUUCCUUCCCACUGUGCCAGAAAUGGGACAGGGAAGACAGUCUAACUCCCAGCCUGCCUGCCUCCUUUGUUCCUGCCACCCCCAUGGCUCUGGCCGGACCCCAACACUUACCAGCCCACGCUCUGAAGCUACUGUAUCCACCUCCAAGGCAUCCCACUGACCCUCUUCCAGAAAGAACAGGUCCUCAGGGACCGUGGGAAUCUGACAAAAGACCAGGGCAGCGUGAGCGCCAGUCAGCACUACAGACAUGCAACGCACAGACCCUGUGGUUCCAGGAGCAAAGCAACACCAUGGGGAUUCCCACGCCCGCUCUAAACCUCCAUCUUCUGGCCCUGACCUCGUUCAGACUCAGACCUCCCCCCACUCCCCACCUCCACCACAGUGGCUGCCUCUCCUCCCCAGUCUGGAUCUUCCCUCCCUCUACCAACCUGGAAAAGCCAGCCCAAGACAGCAAGCAGCAGCAACUUGUUCAGGAAACACAUCUCCCCUUCGCUUUCCUUUGACAAGACCAAGCUCCUGACAGGUACAUUUGUGCCAAGAAAGAAAUGGAAUGGAGUGAAAGAAAGCUAUCACUGGGAAAGUAAUUCUCAAAAGCAGACCAAAAGGGGACGGCUGUCGUGCAGGCGAGCAGGAUCUCCUCACCGCCCUUUCCCAGAUCUGUACUCCCUCUCAGCUGGGCCACAGGAGGAAUAAAAAAGGGCCAAAGUGCAAGGACCCCAUCCUGCGUCCCCGCUGGGGGUCAGCCUCGGCCCAGGAGGCACGGGCCCCCAGCCCUCCUCACUGACAGCAGCCUCAGCAGCCCUCCCGCUCCCCGGCUCCAGCCCCGCCCUUGCCGCACUCACCGGUGUAGGUGCAGCAGGACGGUGAAGAUGCUGCGGUAAUAGUCCAGCAGGGGCACGAUGUGGUCGGCGAGGGAAAGGAACUCCACCAGCCAGGGCACGGUGAGCACGGCUCGGCGGGCCCGCAGCCCCUGCUGCAGCAGAGCCCGCACGUCCAGGGCGGGGGGCACCUGGCGGGGCAGGGCUUGGUCAGGGGGCAAGGCCGGGGGCCGGACAUACCCUCCAACUCCAGGGCUCUGGGGCCCCUCCCAGCCCUCCUUACCAGAGCCCCCAUUCACCUGGCUCCUCAGGGCCAGAAUGGAGUCCUGGAGCUCACGGGUGGGGGGUGGCUCGGGCCCCCGGUAUGGCAGGAAAGCCACAAAGCCCAGGAAUUUAGCCAGAAGCCUCAGGCUGAGCAGCACCAUGGCAAACUGCCUCCGUUCACCCUGCAAGGGAUCAGGGAAGGAAAAGGUCCUAAGCAUAGGGCUUCUAGAAUAAUUCUGAAUCUGUUACAAAGUUCUUGAAAACAGCCCCUCCCUCCUAGGUCAGAACCCUGUACUCUGCCUCAUUCCGCUUUCUAACCUGCCAGUCCACGUCCGACUCCCCGUCUUCGUCGCUAGGCUCAGGCUGGGGCAGGGCAAGGCUGUUGAGCUCCCGGAUCUUCAAACUCAGACUGUCCAUGAGAUGCUGAUUAAACUGGAAGCUAGGAAGGAGACAAAAAAAAAAAAAAAAAAAAAGACACUGGCAGAGGUGUAGAAAGACCCAGAAUAGAGAAGAGGUGCUGCAGACAGAAAGGCACAGUGGGGUAGAGAGGGAGGCAAAGGAGCAGUGAGGUUACCUACGUGGGUAAAAGAACGAGAAGGGAAACGGAGGCAGAAGUGUGAGCUGGAAGGAGCCUGGCCAUGGCCCAAUCCCACCCUGUUAUAUUCCAGGACAGGAGAAACAACUGUUGUCCUUCUGGAAAGACAAACCUCUCCUGGCCCCAGCCCCACUCCCUGCAAGACACAGGGGACCUUUACCUGCUGGCGCUCAGGAUGAAGUCCCUGAAGAAGCCCUGACAGCCUGGGAAGGUGGGGGGUGGGCAGGGGCCCCCGCUGCUCUGAGGGGCCACGAGCCUUUCUUGUAGGCGCCGCAGCCGCCCCAGCUUGUCAGCUCCAAGCAUACUUAACACAUCCGGAGCCUCCCCCAAGACAGUGCCCCCAGCGCCACCAGGACUCUGACACAUCUGGGGCAGCGGAAAGAGGAGACAAACAGAAAACCCGUAAGUUUGUUCAGAAAGAAGGACUGAACAAAAUAGGGUGGAAGUAAUGAACAUUUAGGGAAUGCCGACCCCGUCAUCAGGUGCCACAGAUCUGUUUUUCAAGGUAGGGAUGAUACUGUUUUAUAGGUGAAGAAGCUAAAACUGCAAGGUGAAACACGUGCCUAGGUUCCCCAGAGCUAGGAUGUGAAAUCAGGCCUGAGUCGUACGCCAGUACUCUCUCUACCACGGCACAAAUCGAAGGCAAGGAAGUAGUGAGAGGCUGAAGGAAGGCAGGGCGUGCAGGGCAUGUGACAGAAGGCUCUGGCUCCUCUCUGGCUGCCUGCAUUUUGGCCACCCCCCACAAAGAGCAGAACUCCAAACUCCAGCCCAGGACCUGCCUGGCUGUCCGCCCCAUCCCAAAGUGCCAGCCAUUACUUGGCUGCCUUUAAUAUCUACUGUCCACUGUAAUCUCCUGCUGGGGCUAUUACCUGGAGAAGUUGUUUCUGGAAAAGCCGAACAAAAUGGCUGUGGCUGCAGGCUGCAGAGAGUUGACCCAUCAUGGCUCUGAGGCGUAAGAGGCAGGAAGAGAAUGUGAGGGAAGGGGGAAGGGGGCAGAAAUCUGAGAGAACGAGCCAAUCCCUGGGCCUUUCAGUCCUUUACCAGGGGCCCGAGCAGACCUCGGCCAGAGCUGGCCAGCACAAGGAUACAGAAACAGGUAAGGGACACCUUCCUCAGCACCAAGAUCCCUCAAAGCUAGAGAUACACUUAAUGCGACAAGAAAUAAUACCACCCCUCUCAUCUUCAGUACACUGGGCUCCAGUGAGUUUCAUGACCCAAGUGGAAGGUAGAUCCCUGGACGGAGGAUAUUCUCUCUGUGCCUCAUCUAGCUAUGCAAAGUUCUCAGAACUGCUGAACUAGGUGAUGGAGAAAAUGGAGGUUGGAAAGGGUCUAACCAGUGACUUGGACUAAGUAAUCUGGCACUCAAGCAAUCUGGAGAAAGGGCUUUGCACUUAUCUAAGCAUUCGCCAUCACGGAACAAGUCUGGGUCACGUCUGAGUGCAAGGAGCUGGCCCAACAAAUCCCUUCUGAGUGGGGGCAAAACUGCCAGUAACUAGAGAUUAAGGUGCACAGAAGGUAACGUCCGUGGGCUAGGAGUGGGGGAAGAGGCCUCCUCCAAUCAGCUACCCGAGCACCCCUAAGCUGCUCACUGCCAGAAGCAAGAGAGACAAGGUGACCAGUGUGGGAGCACCUACCUGAUCCUGCUGCCCAAGCCCUUCUCAAAAUCCCAGCCAGGCUCCUCAUGCCGAUCUUCCCACUCUCGAAGCACCUCAAAAAACACGUCCCUGACAGACGUAAGAACGCCUGAUCAACGGGGGCGCAGCUGACCUCACCGACUCCCAGCAGUGCCUUCUCUAGCUCAGAGGGACGGAGGACAGGACUAUCCGCAGCCCCAUUCCUGAUCCCCCCCCAGAGUUCUCUAGGUGAUGACAACGCUGCAGACUCAGCAGCAGAACGCCACACGCCUCACAGACCCCGGGGCACAGCAAAAUCUGGUUCUGUCUUGUUGAAGAACCCUGUGACUAAAGUCAUACACCUGUGAGAAGGCUGCCUAAGGGCGGAGGUUCCAGUCCACGGCAGGAAACAGGAUGAAGGUACGUGCCCAUUCUGAUGGUUGGAAGGAAGGGCCCGGUGGUGCUAAACUACCACCUGUUAGUGCCAAACUCCUAGCUUGUAUGAAAACAACACAGGCUGCCUAUCCCAGAGAAAAUGCCACCUCGUUCCCUCCCAAAAGUUCCCUUUUCUUAUCACCUCUGUUUUUUAAAAGUAUGAAAGGCUCGGUCACUGGAGAAGUUGGCACGAUUGUCUGUUUCUGGCUGAAAGGAGACAGCUUGAGCAGAGGGUGGCAUCGCCAGAGAGACCUAAAAUAUGGCAGUGACGUUAGGGACUGAAACCCUCCCAGGUCAUGCUCAGAAAACGUCACCCCCGCAUUCCGGCCCGGGGUCAGCCCACAUGACACCAGAGUGGCGUGCGCCGGGCUGCCUGAAGCACGAGGCUGGGAACGGUCAGGUCCGGGCUAGCUGGGCUCCCUACCUUGGCAACACUGCCCUCAUAGGCCGCUCGGAGGCGGCCUUGCAGAGCCGGUGAGAAGCACAGCAGCCGCUCGUUCUCGGCCAACAGCUUCAAGGUCCCUUUGUCCAGGUAGGAAAGAACCCUACAGGGACAAGAGCGCGUAUGACUGAGAAUGGGAUGCGCUGCACAUAGGAGCCGGCACCUGCACACCCCAGAGAACGUCAUCUGGAACGUGGAGCAGGAUGUAAGGCAAAGUCAUGGGCCGAGCGUUUAAGAUGCUGGAGGCAAGGGGGCAGGAAAGAGACCUCUGGAGCAGGGAAACAGACACAAACCCGAAGGCAGAUGCCAAGGCCACAGGGGGCAAUUUGAUUCUUUCAGGGGUUACAUUCAUAGCCUUGACACAAAAUGACAGGCUACGUGUAGGAAAAGGCCCAGGGUCACUGCACCCGUGUGAAGCACAGCACUUACCCCAAGUGGCCAGAGAAGCAAAUGGACAAUGGCAAUGAGGCUUAAAUGCCUCGCUGGGGAAACUCACUGAAACUGAUGCUCCAGAACCUGCACUGCAAAGAAGACACAGUCAUGGACACUCUGGAACAGUGGGCUUUCCAGGGAAUCUAGAAGGAUAGUACCAAGCUGUCAGUUAAGAACUGUUUCAUCUCCAGCCCUCAUUUCCCAAAAAGAGGCUUGCCCGCUGACCUGGUGCUCCUGGAGUUAGUUCAAGGUCACUGUCCUUGGUGGCCACCAUCCUCCGAGCAGUAAGGAGCUGAAGGACGAAGAAAAGCUCCAAGAAGAGGUUUGGUACCAGGUUCUCUGGAUAGAAAAAGAAACCUCAGGGUGUCAGGCACCAUUUGGAAUCCUAGCCCGCAGUUCCGCAAGCAUCUCCACUCCAGCACCCUUUGCUCUCACCCACCGGCAAUGCAUGAAGAGUAGACGAGGGCUAUCAGCUCCAGGCGCUGGCGGGAAGACACUCUGGCAGGGUCAGCGGGUUCAGCUGUGAGGCUUCCUGUCCGGCUGGGGAGGGGAGACCCCGAUUCUGAGGUGGGACAGGUGGCAGUAGGUGACUGCUGCAGCUGCUUAGAGCUAUGGGGACAGAGAGAUGUCAAGAGCAGUUCCCCUAGCUUCCCCCCAACAGCCACACUCUGGUUCCUCCAGAGCAGACGUCCACAGCCCAGGAAACAGGCCCAGGGCUCCCUGAGCGGGCAAACCAAUCUCAGGGAAAAGCCCUUCAGAUCCCCCAGUGGGAGGAAGCUGACAACCCAGGGAGUGGCAAGGUCAUACCGCUCCUUCCUGAGCAUCUCCCGCUCCUCUUGCAGACUUCUGCACCCUGGGGGAAGGCCAUGGCCCCAAGGGCUAGUGUCCGGGACUGAGGGUUGGGAACUGGGGACACAGUUGAUUGGGGGUGAGGUGAAGCAGGUCUUGGGCUUGGAGAGUGACCGCUCUUCGCUCACCGGAGUUGGGUUGAUCCGGCGUGAAGGCUUCGUCCUGCUAAGUAGCCACAGGUUUUUCUCAAAUUCCCAUCUUCAAACAUGUCCCCCUCACCACCUCAAGGGCGGGGGCCCCUUGCGAAACGCCCUUCUCACUACUGUGGUUAUCUCACCCCCAACCUUCGGGCCAUUCCCACGCUCGGCUGCGGAGCGCCCGGCCCUAAUUUCCUGACUCCCCUCGCACAGCCUUCGUGCCCACCCCGCUCGUGGGGGAGGGCGGAUUCUCACCCUGCAGGGCCCGGGGGAACCGAGCCGACGGGAGGGAACUCCUCCAGGUUGCUGAGGUUUGGCGGAUCAGAGCGCGCGCGGCUGGGGCUGCCGGGGCUGCCAGAGCCUUUGGGCCUCCGGCCCCCGGCCCAAGGCUGACCCUCUCCGCCGACCCCCUCCUCCAGGCCCCCGGGGCCGCGGCCUCCCCGCUCGCGACCCGGGCCCGGGCCCCGCCUCCUGCCCCCGCGGCGGGCCGAAGGGGCGUCGGCGGCGGCGGCGCUCGAAGGCUCAGUCGGGGGGAAGAGCUGGCUGCGCGCCCCGCGGCCGCCCCGCGGCGGGCCCCCCGGCCUCCCUGGCAGAGCUGCCGAGGAGCCCGGGGCCUUGGCGGGGGUUGGGGGGCCCUGCGGGAGGACGCGGCUGCUCUGCUCCCUCAGGAAGUUCAGCAGGAACGGCACGAAUUCCUUCCGCAGUGGCCGGAGGGAGCUCAGCGCGGCCGCCUCCCCGGGGUCAUCCUGAGGGAGAAGCGGCGGGGGACGAGAGGGUCAGCGGCCAGCCCGGCGCCACGAGCAGCCGGGGCCGCAGUGCGCGCUGAGGCGGGCGGCCCGGGCAGCGGCCCCUAGUUGGAGCGCACUCGGCCCGGGCUGACAGCCAGGCACCCGAGAGAAAAGGGACCGGAGGGGUGGAGGCUCCCGCGGAAAGCAGACUCGGGUCAGGCCCGGGGGUGUGCGGUCGCUGUUACCUCCGAGCUCUGGGCGCUGCGCGCGAUCCACCGCACGGCCUCGGCGACCGACACCUCCUCUCGCAGCAGCGACUCCAAAACGGCCGCCAUCCCGGUCGGGGCGCUUGAGGGCGAUUGCGCAGGCGCCGGCGCGCCACGGGCGGCCUCGGAGGGGCGGGGCCGGCUCGCGGAGCGACCGUUGGGCCGCGGCGCGAGGGGGCGGGGCGGGGGGCGGAGCCCGGGCUUCCCGGGGCUAAGGUUCCGCGCAGCCCUUGGGUCAAGGCCCCGGCUUGCUCCGCGGCUCCGCACCACAGGCCCGUGGCCCGCCAGGUACGGCCGCACCGCGGUCGGCGAGGCCCAGCUCCGGCUGCCCGGGUGCGCGGGGCGACCUGCGGGGACUGGAGGACGUGACUGGGGAAACCGAGGGCCCGGGAGAGCUGCUGGACGGUAAAGGUGAACAGUUGUUGGGAAAGACACCUGCCUUUUCUGCAAUAAGCACACCCUUUUCUUUCAAUCAAAAGUUUAAGCUUUUUUCUUUAAGAUUUUUUACUUAUUAGAGCACAGAGGGAGAGUGAGAGGGAGAAGCAGACUCCCCGCGGAGCAGGGAGCCCGGCUCUGGGCUGGAUCCCAGGACCCCGAGCUCAUGAGCUGAGCCGAAGGCAGACGCUUAACGACUGAGCCACCCGGGCGCCCAAGAGUUUAAGUUUUCUCUAUUCAACCGUCACCACCCUAAAGAAGUUAGGAUAAAACUAGCCUAACCUCUGACCUUGUCUUUCUCAAAGGCUGAGUCUUCUGUGCCCUGGCUCGUGGGCAUCCACUGGUUUUCCAGCAGCCACCAUCAAAUGAUCGACCAUUUAAGACCUAAGAAUUCUUGCAAGGACGAGUUUUAGAAUCUUCGGGCCGCAACCCUUAAAGUGCCUCAGGUGCCCACAGAAUCACCUGUCUGUAUCUUUACCUUGCACCAGGUUAUUAUUUCAACUGCUUUGCAGUUGAAAUGUUAAGAGGCACAUUCUCGAGUUACUUCUUAAUUUCUCUUAUUUGGAAGCACAUGAUAGGCAGCUCUUUGGAUGUUGCUUCUCACUGAGAGAUCAAGGAGGGGAAACCAGGCGGGGAAGACAGAUGGCCCUAACAUUCCAGGUCAAACCGCACGAGGUGGGGGGGAGCAGUGCCCAUGUGAGUGCCUCCCGAGACUUGCUCUGGUUCAGAGAAGGUCACAGGUGGACAGGAGAGGGUGGUGGGGAACAGGAAUGACUCUAGCGCUUCCUGCCGAGGAGAAAGUACCUUCAGCCAGAGAAUGAAGGACUUAAAGGGAGCUCUUAGCACUUGCCAGUUUUUUUUUUUUAAAGAUUUUAUUUAUUUGUCAGAGGGUGUGUGGGGGGGUCACACGCAGGGGGGAGCGGCAGGCAGAGCAGGCAGAGGGAGCUGAGCAAGGAGCCCGAUGUGGGACUCGAUUCCAGGACCCUGGGAUCAUGACCUGAGCCAAAGGCAGACGCUUAACCGACUGAGCCACCCAGGCAUCCCCAGUUUAGUUUUUUUUUAAAGAUUUUAUUUGAGAGAGAGAGAAUCUCAAGCAGACUCCACACUCAGCGGGGAGCGGGACACGGGGCUCGAUCCCAGGACCCUGAGAUCAUGACCUGAGGGGAAAGGAAGAGUCUGACCCUUAAUCUGCUUAAGCAACUGAGCCAUCUAGGCACCCCUUAGCACUUGCAGUUUUAUUACUUCACCUUCAGUUUUAUUACGUGGGGAACCAUCUCCUGGUAUCCCAGAACUCUGGCUUUUAUCUGCAGGGGUUCCGAACACCUAGCUUCUAUUUAGUCCAGUGCUGCUUUUUCUAGGUCACUUCUGGAUGUGGAACUGCAUUUUAUAGCAACAUCUUCUGUUCCCUGUUGAUUUUGUAACCUCUGGUGCAUUCAGUAACUUUAUUAAAUUAGAAAAAUAUUAUUUUCCCUUUUUGAAAGCAAACCAUCACACAAACAGAACUAGAGUGUGCAUGCGGAAUGAAUAUUUUAUUACUAGAUUAUAAAAAUAAAAUACAAAAUAAUUUUAAAACAGAACUUAAAACACUGUACAAAGCUUUAAUAUGAUACAAAUGGGAAAAUUAAAUAAAUAAUUACACUUUUAUGUACAGAUGGCCUAUACAAAAGCACUCCAUGUUUCUGCCAAUACUCUUAUGUCCUUGGUUGCCUGAGCAAAAAUGCAUAAAGAGGGCUGCUUGGAGGGAAAACGACAAUACAAUACCUUUGGAGGUAUUUCAAAGAGCAACUUCGUAUCACUCUGGUUUCAUGAAGAGGAGGAGAAAGGGAGAAAAACUGUGGGAUUACUAGUCUUCUAUCCUAACUUACUGGUUUUGCUCAACAAGAGACUUCUGGUUUGUGGUUCAAUCUAUUAUAACAGCUGCCAGUAGUUCAUAACUUUCAAGAAUUGUAUCUAAGUCAAAACUAGAUGUCUCCCCCUCUUUUUUCCUAAAAGCUGCAAACCGGUAAGUAAAUGACCCAGUGAAAUCAGCGCUGGCAAUUUUAGGAAUGGGAGUCAGGAGGGGGACGGGAACUGUGCAGGAGGGAGUGUGUGGGCUCAAGCAUGGGUCAUCUGAUCAGUUCUCUUCUUUGUUCAAUUCACUCAGUCCAAUUUCGGAGCCCCAAGUGGCAGAGUGUUGUGUUUCCUUCAUCUUCUUAACUGUAUUUCUGGAUGCUUUUUACCUUAGUGAACUAAUUUAUCUAUCUUGUGAAUCAUUUAAAAAGAAAAUAGUUUUGAAAAGUCCUAAGGGCUUUCCCCUCCCUGGGUUGCUCCCUAAGAUAAAUCACAUUUAAGCCCUGGUCACUUUUUGUAUCGUGGGUGAAUGACGAACAAAGCCCAGAUUCCAAAUACGGGGAAAUGCUGUGAAUGCAUUUGUUAAGGAUUUUACACUGUGUACUCUAAGGUGAGGAGAAAGAGUCAUAUGGCAAGGAUAGUGUAUAUUAAAAACUAGGGUUUACUCAAUGUUUUUAGCUGGGUGAGUGAACACUUCUGUACACAAUAUGAAACAGUAUUAAACUAACUGAAGAGAGAGGUAAAAUUCCUAUCAUUAGUGUGUAAAAUUAUCACGGGCUCAAAGAUCUGCCUCAUGGAAUCCUAUUCUCUAGGUCGAGGAACCCAGAACCACUGGCCCAGGGGUACCGAAGACACACGGCAGCAUCACUGGUGACACGUACUAUGCCCACACUGUCACUUCCAAUUUAACAGGCAGGCUCUGUUCAAGUUCCACAGGAUCAUGAAGGAAAAGGCUUCACCUCCUUUACAUGUCUCCUCAGACCAAAGAUCCAGCAAAGUGUAAGGAAA